This is a messenger RNA of Stylophora pistillata, 1829 nucleotides long. RefSeq lists its product as uncharacterized. Lineage: Eukaryota; Metazoa; Cnidaria; Anthozoa; Scleractinia; Pocilloporidae. The record is from RefSeq and is a predicted model, not a curated record.
UUAUGUGCUCAUUCUGCUUUCACUUGGUAUUGGGUGACUUCGCGUUGGAAGAAGAGAACACCUUUGUCUUCAGUUGGAAAACAGUGCCAGUGUGACUUAAUGGCUGCAGGGAAGGACAUAUUUUUCAGAAAUGUCACUUUACUCAGGUUUGAGGAUUGUGACAGAAGAAAUGGAAAAGUAUAUCAACCCACCACCAUUGAUAAAGCAAAACUAAAAAAAACAGAAGCUGGACAGUUUAAAAAAGGUGUCCAGUUUUCCAAAACCAUGUCAGAGCACGAUGUGACACAAACACUCAAGGAGGCGUUUCCAACUUUUAACUUAAAUGUAGGGUUUUCAUGCGCGAAAAUCACUAACGAAAGCAACACAUUUAAUUUUGAUGGCGAACAUCGUAUCUGGAAUGGAUUGACAAUCAGAAAGAAUCUAAAAGGCCAUUCCGUUCUGUACAUUGUUAUGAAUAAACCUCCAAAUGUUGCUUUGCCAAAGGUCAACCAACCUACCUUGAGUAAUGCAGGUGGAACAAGGGCUCAGAAUAAUUUGCAACCUGGGAGUGACUUUUCAUCGCAUGGAUUUACCAACCAGUUUCUAAGGCCAUCUGCAGCCAGCUCAAAUGUUGAUAUGAUAAAACCACAAAACACAGCAGCCACAGUGGCUUUGCAGCACUUGAAGGAGCCUGUAUGUAACUCAAAAAAUACAAGUGCAGCAAUUAUGACUCAGUAUGACCUGCCAACCCACAGGCAAUCAGCAACCAGCACAAAUUCUAAUGUGACAAAUCCACAAGUGCCUUUGCCAGGCUUGAACCAGUCUACAUGUGCUUCAAAUAAUACAAUUACAACUCAGUAUGGCAUGCUUCCCUGCUGUGGCUUUCAAGUUCAAGAAAGCAACAUCCCAGGUCCAGGGUCAUCAGCAGCCAGCACAAGUUUUAAUGUGACAACAGCACAAGAAAUCACAGCUACAGUGCCUUUGCCAGGCUUGAACCAGUCUACAUGUGCUUCAAAUAAUACAAUUACAACUCAGUAUGGCAUGCUUCCCUGCUGUGGCUUUCAAGUUCAAGAAAGCAACAUCCCAGGUCCAGGGUCAUCAGCAGCCAGCACAAGUUUUAAUGUGACAACAGCACAAGAAAUCACAGCUACAGUUGUUUUGCCUAACUUAAUGAACCAAUCUGCCUUGAAUGAUACAAGUGCACCAUUCAUGGUUCAGAAUGAUCAGGAACCCUGGAAUGACUUUCCAAUGGAAGAAGAUUGGUAUCCAGACUUCAAAACAUUGGAGGAGCAAUGGCGUGAAAAAAUACCGGAUCUUUCUGACAAUGACGUGAAAGAUGAUCUGUCACCACAUGAAGAUGAGAACUUUAACUUCAAUAUCACUCCGCAUAAAGUUCCGCUGAAGGGAGCGGACUACUGUCGCUUUGAAUCUGAUCGAGCGUUGCCAGGGAAUGUGCAGACUGGAUCUGCCAGUUUCGGGAUGCUGGGAGAUGUUGAAGUGGAGAGGUUUAAGGAUAAAUUCCUUAUUGGAAUGAAGAUUCCACGUGCCGAAGAGCCAGGGCGGAUCGACAUUCAUUUAUUCUUUGAUGGUAAAACGUUGGGCAAAACAGACAUUCUGUUUUAUGAUGAAGACGACGAGGCCUUCAAGCGGGUGAUUAAAAGUCCCAUUCUACAGGUUCAAGUACUUCGAAAAUGUGCUGAUAAUCUGGAAAAUCAUAACACUGCAACAUGCAAUGGCGGUGAAGCACAAAAUUUGGGAAUUUGUGGUGGUUACCAGGAACGAGAAGAAUAACAGACAAGAGCUUGAAAAGCUGCGCGGAUCAAUGCUGGCCGACUGUAUGACUGAGUAGA